CCACUGCAUUCGGUACCGUUACUUUACAGGCCGUCUGUCCAUCAGAACACCGGAGAACACAUUCCUACGACAGUCCCUGGGAGCUGCUUCGUCGCCGUGAAGGAGGUCAGCAGCAGCAGCAGAUAUGUCGGCACCGAAGCGUCAGGACACCCGGAAGUUCUUCGAGAACUUGUCCGGCGCCGGGAAGUCAAUCGCGGUGCUCACGAGCGGCGGAGAUGCCCAAGGGAUGAACGGGGCGGUCCGAGCCGUGGUCCGCAUGGGAAUCUACGUGGGAGCCAAAGUGUAUUUCAUCCAUGAGGGCUACCAGGGUAUGGUGGAUGGCGGGGACAACAUCAAGGAGGCCACUUGGGAAAGUGUCUCCAGCAUGUUGCAAGUGGGCGGCACGGUCAUCGGCAGCGCUCGCUGUAAAGCGUUUCGGAACCGCGAGGGACGCCUGAAAGCUGCUCACAACCUGGUGGAGAGGAACAUCACCAACCUGUGUGUUAUCGGAGGAGACGGUAGUCUGACCGGAGCCAACCUCUUCAGGGAGGAGUGGAGCGGACUGCUAGAUGAACUCCUGCAGCAAGGUCUGAUCAGCGAGGACGCUGUAAGCACUAAUUCCGCAUUGCACAUCGUGGGCAUGGUGGGAUCCAUCGACAACGACUUCUGCGGCACUGACAUGACCAUUGGGACCGACUCUGCGCUGCACCGCAUCAUCGAGGUGGUGGACGCCAUCAUGACCACGGCUCAGAGCCACCAGAGGACGUUUGUGCUGGAGGUGAUGGGACGCCACUGCGGCUACCUGGCUCUAGUCAGUGCUCUGGCGUGUGGAGCCGACUGGGUGUUCUUUCCAGAAAUGCCUCCUGAAGACGGCUGGGAGGACAACAUGUGUCAGAAACUGUCUGAGAACCGAGCUGACAAGAAAAGACUGAACAUCAUCAUCGUAGCAGAAGGCGCCAUCGACUCCCACAACAAAGCCAUCACGCCCGAUUACAUCAAAGAUCUGGUAGUGCGCAACCUGGGCUUCGACACCAGGGUGACUAUCCUGGGCCAUGUACAGAGAGGCGGGACACCGUCAGCCUUCGACAGGAUCCUGGCCAGUCGCAUGGGCGUGGAGGCGGUGCUGGCCUUGCUGGAGGCGUCUGCUGGAACUCCAGCCUGUGUGGUGUCUCUGGUGGGAAACCAAGCGGUCCGCCUGCCUCUCAUGGAGUGUGUGCAGAUGACGCAGGAAGUGCAGAAGGCCAUGGACGAGAAGAAGUUUGAGGAGGCGGUUAGACUGCGUGGCAGGAGCUUUGAGAACAACUUGAUCACUUACAGACUUCUCUCCUACCGCAAUGCUGACUCAGAGAUUCCAAGCAGCUCCUUCAAUGUGGCAGUUUUGAACGUCGGCGCGCCUGCCGCUGGCAUGAACGCCGCCGUGCGCUCAGCCGUCAGGGUGGGAAUCACCGAAGGGCAUAAAAUGUUCGCAGUGAGCGACGGCUUUGAAGGGUUCUACAAGGGGCAGAUCAAGGAAAUUAAAUGGGGCGACGUCGGAGGCUGGACUGGUCAAGGAGGCUCUCUGCUCGGGACGAAGAGAACUCUUCCUGGCAAACAUUUGGCACAAAUAGCCGAGCAGAUGAGGAUCCACAACAUCAACGCGCUUCUCGUCAUCGGCGGCUUUGAGGCCUACAUGGGAAUACUGGAACUUUCCACAGCGCGGGACAAAUUUGAUGAGCUCUGCGUGCCCAUGGUGAUGGUUCCCGCCACGGUGUCCAACAAUAUACCGGGCUCAGACCUCAGUAUCGGCUCUGACACGGCGCUCAACGCCAUCACGGAUGCCUUCGAGUCGCUGCUGCAGCUGUUUGAGGCUCGGGCCAACUACGAGGAGUUUUGCGUCCCCAUGUGCAUGUUUCCUGCCACAAUAAGUAACAACGUGCCCGGCACUGACCUCAGCAUUGGUGCCGACACCUCCCUCAACGCCAUUGUGGAGACGUGCGAUCGCAUCAAGCAGUCGGCCAGCGGCACCAAGCGCCGGGUCUUCAUCAUCGAGACCAUGGGCGGUUAUUGCGGCUACCUGGCCACCGUGGGGGGGCUGGCGGCGGGUGCUGACACCGUCUACAUCUAUGAGGAACCCUUUGACAUACGCGACCUGCAGGCUAAUGUGGAACAUCUCACCCAUAAGAUGAAGACCACCAUCCAGAGAGGUUUGGUGCUUAGGAAUGAGAGCUGCAAUGAGAAUUUCACCACUGACUUCAUCUACCAGCUGUAUACUGAGGAGGGAAAAGGAGUUUUUGACUGCAGGAAGAACAUUUUAGGCCACAUGCAGCAGGGCGGAGCUCCGUCUCCUUUCGACCGAAACUUUGGCACCAAAGUAGCGGCGAAGGCGGUCCAGUGGAUCACGAAGAGCCUCAAGGACGCGUACAAAGGAGGACGAGUGUUCGCCAACUCUGAGGAGAGCGCAUGUCUGCUGGGGAUGAGACGCCGAGCGCUCGUCUUCCAGCCCGUGUCCAAGCUACGAGACGAGACGGACUUUGUACACAGGAUCCCGAAGGAGCAGUGGUGGCUGAAGCUCCGCCCUCUGAUGAAAAUCCUGGCCAAGUACAAGACGAGCUACGACGUGUCCGACUCGGGUCAGCUGGAACAUGUCAGCCGCUACCGGGCCAAGGACGGCGACGCCUCCUCGGCCAUCUGAGCUCGCCCCACGGUGCCACCCCUAUCGCCCACGCCUGCCGAGGAGGUCCUCUAACGUCACUAAAGUCACGUCUGCUGUCACUUUAAGAAAGUAGCUAGUUAUUCUCACAAAUUCUAAUAUAUAUGAUCUAAAUAUGCACUCCAAAUGAUGUACUGUAUUUAAACAUAGCUUUUAUUUGCUUUGGACAACAUGCAAAAUAUGUUUUGUGUCGUGAUCUGCGUGUGUAACAUAAGUGUGUAUAUCAGUGUGUGUUUUUGUCAAAUGCUGUUACAAGUGUCUGCAGCAUCCUGUUUGUGUACGUGUGUGUGUGUGUGCAGUAUUAAAGCUUUGAUUGUGUUCAUGA
Molecule: messenger RNA, 2993 nt
Organism: Nerophis lumbriciformis (worm pipefish)
Lineage: Eukaryota; Metazoa; Chordata; Actinopteri; Syngnathiformes; Syngnathidae
Product: ATP-dependent 6-phosphofructokinase, platelet type-like
Biological process (GO): fructose 1,6-bisphosphate metabolic process; canonical glycolysis; fructose 6-phosphate metabolic process
Cellular component (GO): 6-phosphofructokinase complex; cytoplasm; membrane
Molecular function (GO): monosaccharide binding; AMP binding; fructose-6-phosphate binding
Source: RefSeq, a predicted model, not a curated record